GAGGAGCUCAAACAGCAGCAGGCAGUCGCCGAGCAACAACACUGCUCCUCGCAGCUCACAUCACCUCACUACUCUCUCUCUCUCUCCGUGGGUCUCUCCUGAUAGAGAAUCACCCCAGUGAGACGCAUUAAAGGACUUUCAGAAGAGUGUGAUCUUACUGAAGAAUAAUGACACUAGCAGCAUACAAAGAGAAGAUGCGGGAGCUCCCCCUGGUGUCGCUCUUCUGUUCCUGCAUCCUGCCCCAGCAGCAAGAAAAGAUCUCCAAAACAAAAGAAGAUGUGGUGGACCUCAACCUGUGCAUCAUCAAAGACAUGGAGGUGAUCGAGCUCAACAAGCGUGCCUCCGGCCAGGCCUUCGAGGUCAUCCUGAGGCCGCCGUCCUUCGAAGGGAACCACGACUUCCAGCCCACCAUCCCGCCCCGAAGGGACCCCUCCCUGGAGGGCAUCCAGAAGAAGCUGGAGGCCGCGGAGGAGAGGAGGAAGUGCCAGGAGGCUGAGCGUCUGAAGCAGCUGGCGGAGAAGCGUGAGCACGAGAGGGAGGUGGCCCAGAAGGCCAUCGAGGAGCACAACAACAAGAUCAAGAUGGCGCGCGAGAAGCUCGAGCAGAAGAUGGAGGCAAAGAAGGAGAAGAGAGACGCACACAUCGCCGCCAUGCUGGGCCGGCUGCAGGAGAAGGACAAGCACGCUGAGGAGGUGAGGAGAAAUAAGGAGUUGAUGGAUGAUUGCAGCGAAUAGAGCGCCUCGGCCUCUGAGUCUCCACACACAGCUCGUUUUGCUGUGUCCCUUUUCUAACCAUAGAGGAGGGACACCAAAACCAGGGAGAGCUCUUUCGCAACACUAGGAUGGAUAUCCAUAUCGUACAUGACAGGGGGAUGGGGGAGAAAAGAGACAUAGAGAGAGAGAGAGAGAGAGAGAGAGAGAUAGAGAGAGAAAGAAAGGGAGAGGAUGGUUUGUGCAUCUGACAUGGAAAUUCAGAGUGCUGUGGAUAUGUGUUGCAUCGGCUAGAUAUUUAGUGUCGCCCGAAACCGUGUUCUGCGCUUCUGUGGUGUCAUUGUCAUAACACACACACGAGAUUUUGUCAGUAGGCAGAUGGCGGAGAUAAGAAAAUGGCGGGCCUGGCGUUCUUCUAUUGGGCUCAGAAGGAACACAGGCACAAACAUUAUUUAGCAACGAGGCUGAAAUUCGCUUCGUGUUUUUUUGGCCUCAAACGCUACUAGGCCUGAAUGAGGACUGCUUAAAGUGAUCAAAGAAUGAUCUCUGUAGUUCAAAUAAACAAAAUUAAGUAAAAGCACACAUUCAGUUAUCCGUAGAUGUAAACACAAUAAGGUCUACACUGAAUUUCCAUGAAACUUUUGCCUUAGAUGUUAGUGUUGGUUUACGUAUCAGUGAUUGAAGUAAACGUGUAUUUGGUAUACUGUGGGACAUUGAUGUGAUUAGCUCUUGAUGUAAAUAUCAUUUCAAAAUGCAGUUUUAAUUCAGUGCUAGUAGGUUUACGUUUUCACAUAUGCCAUUUGAUUUGUUGUGUUGUUGUUGAUAGUUUUGUGAGUCCCUGUGUAUCUCUGUGAUUAGCAUAGAAGCCAACACACACACACACACGCACACACACACACACACACACAUACUCACACACACACACACACACACACACACACACACACACACGUCUCAUUCAGAGCAUAAUAAUGACUAAGCUAAGUGAGAAGUCUGUAUUGUGUUAGCAUGCACUGAUUCCCCCCUCCCCCAAGAUAAAAAAAUA
This is a messenger RNA of Sardina pilchardus (European sardine), 1755 nucleotides long. It is a transcript of the gene stmn4l, whose product is annotated as stathmin-like 4, like. The record is from RefSeq and is a predicted model, not a curated record. Gene Ontology annotation, molecular function: tubulin binding. Gene Ontology annotation, cellular component: neuron projection; cytoplasm. The transcript has 6 exons. Lineage: Eukaryota; Metazoa; Chordata; Actinopteri; Clupeiformes; Clupeidae. The coding region runs from base 168 to 734 and encodes 188 amino acids. Gene Ontology annotation, biological process: microtubule depolymerization; regulation of microtubule polymerization or depolymerization; neuron projection development.